This is a messenger RNA of Carassius auratus (goldfish), 2108 nucleotides long. Its product is annotated as peroxisome proliferator-activated receptor alpha. NCBI's taxonomy places the organism in Eukaryota, Metazoa, Chordata, Actinopteri, Cypriniformes, Cyprinidae. Gene Ontology annotation, molecular function: RNA polymerase II cis-regulatory region sequence-specific DNA binding; DNA-binding transcription repressor activity, RNA polymerase II-specific; nuclear receptor activity. The transcript is spliced from 8 exons. Gene Ontology annotation, cellular component: nucleus. The record is from RefSeq and is a predicted model, not a curated record. Bases 251 to 1654 code for a protein of 467 amino acids. Gene Ontology annotation, biological process: hormone-mediated signaling pathway; negative regulation of inflammatory response; negative regulation of transcription by RNA polymerase II.
UGCGUCGUGACGCCGUUUCCGGUCGUCGCGCGAGAGCUGCGGCUGCAGUUUGACAGCGGCGGAGGUGUGCGACGAGUCUCGGCGGAGGUUAUGUGUUUGUAGAAUAGAUAUAAAAGCUCUUUCGCUGCAGAGAUCGCGCUGACAGCACCGCCAUCGGCUCACUGACGCCUCGACGCGCGAUGUUUGGCGAGCGCUGGCUGCUGCGCUUGAAGGCCGAUGUGUGAUUGGCGCUCUGCUACUGUCCGCCAGCAUGGUAGACAUGGAGAAGCACUACAGCCCCCGGUCUCCGCUGGACGACUCCGUGAUGGACAGUCCUCUGUGUCGGGACUUCAUCGGUGGAAUGGAAGCCCUUCAGGACAUCUCUCAGUCUAUCGAAGAGGACGCUCUCAGCAGCUUCGAGACGACCGAGAACCAGUCUUCAGGUCUGGGCUCUGGAUCCGAGAGCUCCACUGCGUUAGAUGCACUGAGUCCCGCCUCCAGCCCGGCGUCAGGUGUGUACUGUGGCCCGGCGGGACAGGACGAGUUCACCUGCACCUCUCUGAACCUGGAGUGCCGUGUGUGUUUGGACCGUGCCUCAGGAUACCACUACGGGGUUCACGCCUGCGAGGGCUGCAAGGGUUUCUUCCGCCGGACCAUUCGCCUCAAGCUGGAGUACGAUAAAUGUGAACGACGCUGUAAGAUCCAAAAGAAGAACCGAAACAAGUGCCAAUACUGUCGCUUUCAGAAGUGCCUGUCUGUGGGCAUGUCCCACAACGCCAUUCGGUUUGGGCGAAUGCCCCAGUCGGAGAAGCUGAGGUUGAAGGCGGAGAUCCUAACAGGGGAACGAGAGGUCGCGGACCCUCAGGUGGCCGAUCAGAAAACCCUGGCCAAGCAGAUCUACGAGGCCUACCUGAAGAACUUCAACAUGAACAAAUCCAAAGCACGGACCAUCCUGACGGGCAAGACAAGCACGCCGCCUUUUGUCAUCCACGACAUGGAGACGCUGCAGCUGGCCGAACAGACUCUUGUGGCCAAGAUGGUGGGCUCUUCUGGGGCUCUGCUGAAUAAAGAUGCGGAAGUUCGAAUAUUCCACUGCUGUCAGUGCACUUCGGUCGAGACGGUGACCGAACUGACUGAGUUCGCCAAGUCUGUGCCAGGCUUCUCAAACCUGGAUUUAAAUGACCAGGUGACAUUAUUAAAGUACGGCGUCCAUGAGGCGCUCUUCGCCAUGUUGGCAUCAUGCAUGAAUAAAGACGGUCUGCUGGUGGCGCACGGCAGCGGCUUCAUCACCAGAGAGUUCCUGAAGAGCUUACGACGGCCGUUCAGUCAAAUGAUGGAGCCCAAGUUUCAGUUUGCAAUGAAGUUUAACUCCCUCGAGCUGGACGAUAGUGACCUCGCACUGUUUGUUGCUGCCAUCAUCUGCUGUGGAGAUCGUCCAGGCCUGGUGAACGUCCCGCACAUCGAGCGAAUGCAGGAGAGCAUCGUAAACGUGCUUCAUCUGCACCUCAAGAGCAACCAUCCCGACAACGAGUUCCUCUUCCCCAAACUCCUGCAGAAACUAGUGGACCUGCGGCAGCUGGUGACGGAGCACGCUCAGCUCGUGCAGGAGAUCAAGAAGACAGAAGACACGUCGCUGCAUCCCUUACUGCAGGAGAUUUACAGAGACAUGUACUGAGUCGCCUUUGGCUCAUAAAAACAAGCUCAAAACAAGUCUCCUCGUACAGCUACACUGUGAUCUUUUAUUAAGGGCGUCAUAUGAACCACUAUUUUUGGGAUUACUGGAUGAAAACGCCAGGAACAUCAGGGCUCUUCAUUACCGUCGAGUUAAACAAUGCUUUCUACGGUUAUUGGUUUAGAGAGAAGAGAACAAGACAAUGCAAAUUAAAAUGCAUCCUGUGGUUUUUAAUAUUUUUGAAAGUUUUAUAAAUGUUUACUGGUCCCUUGGGCCAGAAACUGUGAAUAGAAACCCUAAAAUCCAACUUAUUCAUACAGCAAUAUUAUUUCUUUACAUAGACAUGGUAACUUUUGAUAGUGUACGCUUUAAACAUGUAGGGUUCACCCAAGUGACUUCGACAUAGAUCUGCUGUAAAUAGUGAAACUGACCGUUUAAUAAAGCUUCAGGGAUUAUG